AGUAGCGCGCCUGUGCCUGCAGGGCUGGCGAGACAAAAGGGAGGGACCCGGGCAGCCCCGCCCCCGAGCCCCGCCCCGAGUGGCCCGCGCGGGGUGUCAGGCUCGCUAGCCCGGUGGUCCCCCCACCCCCGGACGCCAUGUACCCCACGAGCUCACCGGCCGGCCCGGCCCUGCACCCGGUCCCUCAUCGCGCUCGUCUUCCCCCGCCCCGGCGCCUUGCCGAGCCGCAGCGAUCGCCCGCUGCCGGCCAGGGUCCCACGGCGCGCCCGCCGCCCACCGCGCCCGGGCCGCGGCCCCGCGUGGCCGUAAAAAUGACUUUCCGCAAGGCCUACUCCAUCAAAGACAAGCUGCAGGCCAUCGAGCGCGUCAAGGGCGGUGAGCGGCAGGCCAGCGUGUGCCGCGACUUCGGCGUACCGGGCGGCACGCUGCGCGGCUGGCUCAAGGACGAGCCCAAGCUGCGCUGGUUUCUGGACCAGCUUGGUGGAGAGGUGGGCACGCAGCGCAAGAAGAUGCGCCUGGCCAACGAGGAGGAGAUCGACCGCGCCGUCUACUCGUGGUUCCUCACCUUGCGCCAGCACGGCGUGCCGCUGUCCGGUCCGGUCAUCCAAGCUCAGGCUGAGGCCUUUGCUCGCCAGAUCUAUGGCCCCGAGUGUACCUUCAAGGCUAGCCAUGGCUGGUUCUGGCGCUGGCAGAAGCGCCAUGGCAUCUCCAGCCAGCGCAUCUAUGGCGAGGCUGAACCCCCGGCCGCAGGCCCUGCGCCUGUCAAGGAGGAGCCUGCACAGCCACCCGGCGCAGUUCUACCUGACCGUGCGCUGGCCACUCUACCCCACUCCGAGGGCGGCUAUGGUGACGAACAGAUCUACAACGCCAACGUUACUGGUCUCUACUGGAGGUUACUUCCGGAGCAGGCCGCAACUCCGGGCACUGGGAACGCCAGCGGGCCUGGUGGGUGCAGCCGGCGCUGGCCGGGAGACCGAGUGACAGUACUGUUGGCCGCCAACCUGACGGGCAGCCACAAGUUAAAACCGCUAGUUAUCGGGCAGCUACCAGACCCACCCAGCUUGCGUCACCACAACCAGGACAAGUUCCCAGCUUCCUACCGCUACAGUCCGGAUGCCUGGCUCAGUCGUCCUCUUCUUCGGGGCUGGUUCUUUGAGGAAUUUGUCCCUGGCGUCAAGCGCUACCUGCGCCGAAGCUGCCUGCAACAGAAGGCUGUGUUGCUGGUGGCCCAUCCACCCUGUCCAAGCUGGGCCACUAGGAUGCCGGCCCUGGAAGAGAGCGGGGAGACUCCCAGGCAGUGCCAGCCUGAGCUCCUUGGGUCCCCGGAGGAGUUGCAGACACCUGAUGGUGCCGUUCGAGUGCUCUUCUUGUCCAAGGGCAGCAGCCAGGCUCACAUCCCCGCACCGUUGGAACAUGGUGUGGUGGCAGCCUUCAAACAUUUGUACAAGCGAGAGCUGCUGAGGCUUGCUGUGUCUUGUGCCAGCGGCUCCCCGCUGGACUUCAUGAGAAGCUUCAUGCUCAAGGACAUGCUAUACCUGGCUGGCCUCUCUUGGGACCUGGUCCAGGCAGGCAGCAUAGAGCGCUGCUGGCUGCUGGGUCUUCGGGCGGCCUUUGAGCCUGGGCAGCAGUCAUCCCACCAGGUCGAGGAGGCCGCUGAACACAGCAGGGUGCUCAGUGACCUCACACAUCUGGCAGCUCUGGCUUACAAGCGCCUGGCACCUGAAGAGGUGGCCCAGUGGCUGCACCUGGACGAUGAUGGAGGUCUCCCUGAGGGCUGCGGAGAGGAGGUGGUCCCCGCGGCCCCUCCAUCCCCAGCCAGCCUGCCGUCUAGCAUGGGGGCUGGAGAGGAGGAGGAGGAAGAGGCCACUGAGCAAGGAGGAAUGUUGGUACCUACAGCCGGGGAAGCUGUUUGGGGUCUAGAGACAGCCCUGAGGUGGCUGGAGAGCCAGGAUCCUAGAGAAGUGGGGCCCCUGAGGCUAGUGCAGCUACGUUCCCUCAUUACCAUGGCACGGAGGCUUGGGGGCCUUGGGCCCUCACCAGCAGCGUCUCGUGAUGGCGUGUGACGACUGUGGCCCACUGGUCUUAUUUUCCUGCUGCACUGGGAGAGAGGGGGCAUACACAGUCUGCCACCUUCCACCUUUUCUCCCUGGUAUAGUCCACUGUAGAGGUCCAGGGGUGCAAGCCCAGCACAGCUUGGAGGAGUUCUGUUGGUAAAGGAUGCCCUGCCCCGUGAUCCACAGCGUCUUGGGGAAAUAGCUUAAAGAAGCCGGGUAGGCACAUGUGGGCCCAUAAGCACAAGCACCUCCUGGAGAACAGUUGACUGGACCUCCAUUCUGGCCCCUGUGGGGCUCACCCUUACCCCCAUGAGCACUGGAUGAGGCUGCUGCUUCUGUUUCAUUGCCUCCCUGGUGCUACCUGUUCUCAUCUCAGUGGGAAAGCACUUGGUUUUGUUUUAAAAACAAAAAACACAUUAAACCUGUUUUUAAAGAUGCUCUUCACAGAGAAGCAUGAGUGCUGGCUGGCCGAGUGAGGUGGUCUCUGGGCUCUCUUGCUCUGAUAACUGAAGGCCCUGGUGAUGUGGGUCAGAGCCCAAGCUAGGCCCCCAUCCCUUGGCUGGGGUGGUGUGCUCACAAGAGACUGGGAAGCUGGGAAAUGGAAGCCCAGUACUUGGUGAGGUUUUGGAUGCAGCAGAGUAUAGUAGAUUCCAAUGGCAGGACAAACCACAAACCACUUUGUCUACUUCUGGGGCUAUCUGAUCUACCUGGAAACAGGCUAUAUAGCCUUUGCAACCAUCUGGGAACUCUGCAGUGCCUUAGAGUCAACUCCUACCCUCCCCCUAGACACAUCCACCUCCUGGUAUUGCCAAGGGUGUCGCCGAGGAACUAUUGCUGGGUGGCCCAGGUUGAAGGAGCAAAGGCUCAGGGGAAUGUCCAGCUUCUGAAUCACUCUGCGGCUCUGUCCAGCUGUGGAUUCAGAUUGCUCCUGGUGGUCUAGAGCUGAGGCCCCUGUGCCUUAAGGAAGGGCAAUGCUGCCUUUGCAGAAGUACUGUCCUGAGCCCCUGUCCUUGUACUCUCCCCUGAUUCAUGUCUCUCCUCAUAGUCUGAGCCUUGAAAACAUGAAGUAGGGAAGGGCUCGGGAUGCAAGAGUUUGGCAAUGGAUGGAGCCUUGGAUGAGGUCUCCAAAAGUGGUCUCCAUGUAAGUCCAAGAAUAUAGUUGCUUGGAACCACACUGCACCCCAGUCAAAAAUCUACACAAAUAUUAAGAACUGAGGGACAACAUGGAACAGGAGAACGGAGGCUCAGGUAGCAGACACUGGAGCCCAUCUGGUCACCUAUGUCCCUGGCCUCCGCAAGCCUAAAGACCUAGAGAACCUUGGGCAGUCAUGGUUGGUAGAGAGUCUCCAGCACUAGCAACUUGGGUGGGGGUUCAGAAGCCUAAUGUAUUUAUAUCAGCAGCUUCCAUAUCAGCCAGGCACCCAGGCUAGGAGCUGCCAUCAGGCUUUCAUAGACCUACUUCCAGGUCUGCAGAAAGGCAGACCUGCCUGGGCCUUGGAUUUACAUCCAGCCUGGAAAGCCUCUAGUAGCCGCUCCAGCCUAGGCUACCUGUACUAUUCUUUUGGAGAGGUUUCCAUCCGUUUCUGUCUUUGUCCUUUCUAUUGUAUUUCCUCCUUUGGCCUGGGCCCAGAUGGACUAGAGUUGACAAAGACUAGGAGGGCUCAGGAGUGAGACCUCUCACCGGCCUCUCUAACUGUCCAAGCCCCCUUCACCUAGGGACACAAGGUCCAGGAGGUUUCCAUGGCCCCAUAUUGCUGCUGCCCUAUAAACAAGGGUGGGCUGACUGGGUCACACAGCGUUCCUGCCAGGUUUGUGUCUGUACACUACCAUUCACUGGGCUAGGGAGACAGACGCCCCUGAGAAGGUGCCAAGGUAUCAUCUCAGGCUAGGGAUGCUAUGGUGCUUGCUAGGAUGCCCGAGACCCUGAGUUCAAACAGCAGCACUAUUUUUUAAAAGUGUAUUUCUUUUCUUUUUUUUUAGGCUGGCAUAUGCUGGUGUUCUUUACAUGCCAUAGGUGCUGGUGGCCGAGCCCUGGUUGUGGAGGGGGCUGCUUUGCCCAGGUGCCCAUAUGUCCCAGCAAUAGGUCCUAUAUCUCAGGGGCUUGCAGUACUGCAUAUCCAGUUGCACAGCGGCCUUAGCCCCAGUGGCAGCUGGGCCUAAGAUGCGCAGUUGCCUCACCUUUAGUGUCUGAUGGGGCUCCCUAGGGGCUCAUGGGCCCCUCAAGAGAGCCUUCUGCUCUCACUGUGUACCUACCUGGGUUGCACUGCUGUUCCCUACGGGCACCGAGUUGCAUGAACUAGAAAGGAAGGUGAAACUGCAGCCCCUUUCUCCAGCAGCCAUUGCUACCUGCUACGUAAAAGGCAUCGUGCGGGAAUCCUGGAUCUCUUGCCCCAGAGGGAAUCCUGGAUCUCUUGCCCCAGAGGCCUGCCUGUUCCCCGCAAAGUAGAGUGAUCCUUUGGCCUGGGAAGUAUAGGCAGCCUUUUCGGGUAGGUGGUCCUGCCUUGGAUUCAUAAACGCAGUGUCUGGAGCAGACACCCAGCACAGAAAGGUGGGUGUGAGUUCUGUUGGAGCCACCACCACCACCGCCUUUGGGGGUUGCGAGCUUGCCGUGGUCACAGGCAGCCUUGUCCCCAAGGUCCAUGUACUUGGAAAAUGAGAGCAGCUGAGCUACAGGUGAACAAAAUGGUGUGACCGGAGGGGCAUAAAUCAAGCUAGAAGGUUGGUCCUCUGAGGAUGAGCCCUUGACACUACCUAGUUAGGUACCUAGUUAGGACUGACUAUGGGAAGCCCAGCUGGGACCUGGUACAGUCCAGCCUCUUCCAAAUGGGCUCACAAGAGCAUCUUGACCCAUCAGCUGCCCUCAAUAGGAUCUUGGGCUUGUGAAUUUCGUAACUUAUUGUAGGGCCCUUUUUCUGACACUCACCCUUGCUAAGUUCACCUGGCCAGAUGGUAUAAUGGCACUUGUGUAAUAAAGGUGAAACUAGUCAACGUCAUCA
Molecule: messenger RNA, 5050 nt
Organism: Peromyscus maniculatus bairdii (prairie deer mouse)
Lineage: Eukaryota; Metazoa; Chordata; Mammalia; Rodentia; Cricetidae
Gene: Tigd5
Product: tigger transposable element derived 5
Cellular component (GO): nucleus
Molecular function (GO): DNA binding
Source: RefSeq, a predicted model, not a curated record